Messenger RNA from Panicum hallii, 2510 nucleotides. Its product is annotated as nuclear transcription factor Y subunit A-10-like. Gene Ontology annotation, cellular component: CCAAT-binding factor complex. Gene Ontology annotation, biological process: regulation of transcription by RNA polymerase II. NCBI's taxonomy places the organism in Eukaryota, Viridiplantae, Streptophyta, Magnoliopsida, Poales, Poaceae. The record is from RefSeq and is a predicted model, not a curated record. The transcript has 5 exons. Bases 966 to 1961 code for a protein of 331 amino acids. Gene Ontology annotation, molecular function: RNA polymerase II cis-regulatory region sequence-specific DNA binding; DNA-binding transcription factor activity, RNA polymerase II-specific.
AGCCCACGAGCCGAGCUCCCUCUCUGCUCAUCAUCGCAUCGCAUCGAGGAGAGAGCGGCGCCCGUGCCAAUCCCCUCGCCGCCGUGGCGCCCAACUCGCUCGCUGCCUCCUUGGCUUUUCUCUCUCGGUGUCAGUGCUGCCGCCGAUUUAUACGCGCCUCCCCUCCCCCGUCCCGUCUCCUCCCCUCUCUCCUUCGCCCCCUUCUCUCUACCUCUCUGCUGCUGCAGUGGCCCAGUGAGUGGGUCUCCUUGCUCCUGCGCUGUUCAUCCCAUUGGAUAUUUGGAUCCUUCCGGUUUGGUGCCUACUUGCCCCCACGGAGAUUCUUGCUACCUCUGCUGCUGCUUCUGCUGCUGUUCAUGCAUGGCCUCCCCUUCCUGAUAAACUUCUUCUUGGUUCCUCACCCAGCUCCGGCUGGGAAUCCUGCUCGCUUGUGCUCUGGCGGCAUCUGGAUGCUGGGGGUACCAACAAUCUUGCAUUUUCCCUAACUGAUUUGGUUUCGAGUUCUAUGGUGAUUCUGUUUUUCUUUCCCAUCUUUGUUUUCUGAAAAUAUAUCACCUUUUCCCGGCUUCUUCUCGAUUCGGUUCUUGGAAAGGCUGGUCUCCUCGGUUCUUGAGCUGCUUCAUUUCCCCUGCCUUUUCUUUAUGUUUUUGUUGCGGAAGACUCUUCUUCCUCAGUUCUUUACUGUUCAUCUGCCCACCGAUUUAUUUUACAGUUCUCAAAUUUCACCUCUCUUCCUGCAUCUUACCACCACUGCUGCCACCUGAUCUGUUGCUUAAUCAGCCCACUUGUUUGUGCUGCUCAUGAUUGCAGUUGGUGGUUCGGUUAGGUGCUUAACUACAUCCACCCCGGAGAACAUCGGACGGAGCAUUUGAGGUCGUUGCCUGCCCAACCAAGCUCUCUCAGCAGCUCCGGCCUCUGACUUUCUCGGGAGGAGGAGCAGGAGGAGGCGAACCAGCGCGGGCACGAUGAUGAGCUUCAGGAGCCACGAGGGGUUCGGGCAGGUCCACGCCGGCGCCAGCUCCAACGGAGCUCAGCUGCCGUGGUGGGCGCCGGCGCCUCAGCUGCUGCUGUACGGCGAGGCGCUGGGCCAGGGGAAGGUGCCGCCGGAGGCGGCGCCGUGCCGGGAGGCCCGGUUCCAGGUCGUGCCGGGAGCGCAGGCGCCGCUGGGUCCUCCGGUGCCGCCGCCGCCGCCAGCGAAGGCUGCUGCCGAGAGGGGCCUCCCUGAAGUCCUCAAGUUCUCCGUGGCGCAAGGUAAAGGGGAGAAAGGUUCUGAGCACUCUGCCACUGUUGCUUUGCCAUCCCCAUUUGUGAUCUACAAUGGUCAUUUUGAGCUGGGCCUUGGUCAAUCUACGGUUUCUGCUAAUAAUCCUUAUGCUGACCAACACUGUGGCCUGCUUUCUCCCUAUCCAGUGGGAGCAACGCCUGGAGGGUGCAUGCGUAUACCAUUGAAUAUGCCAACAGAAGCACCAAUUUAUGUGAAUGCAAAGCAAUAUGAAGGCAUUCUUCGUCGACGCCGUGCCCGUGCCAAAGCAGAGAGGGAAAAUAGGCUGGUGAAAGCCAGGAAGCCAUAUCUCCACGAGUCUCGCCAUCUGCAUGCACUGCGUCGCGCAAGAGGCUCUGGUGGGCGUUUUCUGAACACAAAGAAAGAGUCCAACGCGAAGGAUGCUGGUGGAGAUGGCAAGGCAAUGGUCAGCAACUCGCUUAUGCGCCAGGUGGCAUCUCCAAGUUCAGAGAUCCAGCAGUCAGACCUGGGCAACCCGAGCAGUGUCUCCAGUCUGUCGGGCUCAGAGGUGUCAAGCAUAUAUGAUCAUGAAGAUGUGGAUCACUACCACAGCUUUGAUCACCUCCGCACUCCGUUUUUUACCCCGCUCCCGAGUAUCAUGGACAGUGAGCAUGGUGUCGGUAACCCCUUCAAGUGGCCAACAGCCUCUGAAGGCUGUUGUGACCUCCUCAGAGCAUGACUAGAGGGGUUACCAGACAGCCGAAUGCUACGAACUGGCGACAACCGGCAGAUGCUGCCAGAUGUUACCAGCUCCGGGUCAGGGAUUGUCCCUCCCAUCGUUUGGCUGUCAGUAGGCAAUUCAUUCUUGGCUGAAGGCAUUGUGGUUGUUUCCGCUCAUCGCCUAAUUGUCCUAGAAAUUCUAUUUCUGGGAUCUUGUGAUGAGUGGAGCACCCUUGCCCCCAAAAAUGCUGGUAGUACUAGCUUCCAGCAUCAAACUCGUUUUGGUGUAGUUUUCUGAAUAAAGCCUGAAACUUCGAACUCGUCUGAAGAUUCAGAGGUACUGGAAGUGGCGUAUGUUUGAAGUCUGAUUGUGUCAAGACUAUGGCUUUGUUAGUGAUGAAUUGUGGUGUGCCUGAAACUUGUGUGAACUUGAUUUGUAAUAUGUGGUGUGCUGAAAGCUCGUACUCGGUAAUGUACUAAUGUAUUUGACUACUGAAACUUUGGGCUUCGUCUGUACUUUGUGCUCCAUGUCUCAAUGCUAUGGCUUCGGAGGUAUUUUGGUUUGCAA